This is a messenger RNA of Branchiostoma floridae (Florida lancelet), 1632 nucleotides long. RefSeq names its product zinc finger protein 501-like. Bases 106 to 1128 code for a protein of 340 amino acids. The transcript is spliced from 2 exons. Gene Ontology annotation, biological process: regulation of transcription by RNA polymerase II. The record is from RefSeq and is a predicted model, not a curated record. Gene Ontology annotation, cellular component: nucleus. Lineage: Eukaryota; Metazoa; Chordata; Leptocardii; Amphioxiformes; Branchiostomatidae. Gene Ontology annotation, molecular function: DNA-binding transcription factor activity, RNA polymerase II-specific; RNA polymerase II transcription regulatory region sequence-specific DNA binding.
UCUUGUUUUGUGGCUCGUCUUGCGUUUUUCACGUCUUACAAACUGACGGGAUUUUUACGAUUUGUAGGAGUUUUGGACACCGCUUACUACAGUAGACCUACAGACAUGGCGGAGUUCGCAUUUGUGUCUCCCGUUAAAGAGCUUCAUGCGGAACAAACUGCGAACGAGACGCACAUCAAAGAGGAGCCGACAGGAGACACUGGAUGGCAACAGGAUGGACAAGAGAACGUGCAGUGCCAGGAAACGUACCGUGAGGACCAGGAAACAUACGACUACCAACCAACCGGACAUCCAUGGAACGAGACUUACAACAGUUGGGAGCAGACAACAGACACAGGAUGGCAGCAGGACGAGGAAAGGGACGUUCCAAACGACGAAACGCGCGGUGUAAGAGCAGAAAUAGAGGAGUCCAAUAGUGGGCUUUCUACCGGAGAACUGUGUACAGAACACCUUGGAAAGGAGAGUGACAGCAAGGAGACACAGACAACAGACAUGGGCCUGCAGCAGGAAACGUGUGAUAUGAACUUUCCCCAACCUGACAACACAUCAACCUCACAGGUACAGGAGAACAGAGAUGAUAUGGAAAGGCGUGUGGUUAAACACACCGGUGAGAAAACCUACAUGUGUGGGGAGUGUGGGUACAAUACAACUAAAAAGGAUCACUUACUUCGACAUAUGAGAACCCACACAGGAGAAAAACCCUACAAGUGUGACCAGUGUGACUAUUCUGCUGCACAUAAGUCGAAUUUGGAGCAACAUGUUGCAAAACACACCGGUGCGAAACCCUACAUGUGUGGGGACUGUGGAUACAGGACAACUCAAAAGUCUCACAUAUCCCGACAUAUACGAAUCCAUACAGGAGAGAAACCCUACAAGUGCGACCAGUGUGACUACUCUGCAGCACAAAAAUCCUCUAUUGACCAGCAUCUAAAAAAGCACACCGGUGAGAAACCCUACAUGUGUGGGGAGUGUGGGUAUAGGGCAAAUUAUAAAGUAAGCUUAUCUCAACAUAUGAGAACCCACACAGGAGAAAAACCGUACAAGUGUGACCAAUGUGACUAUUCUGCUGCACUGAAAUCCACUUUGAACAAACAUGUAAGAAAGCACCACACAGAUAAAAUGACCUAGAUGUGCGGAGUGUGUCAAAACAGGACAACUCAAAUGUCUGAAUAGCCAAGCAUAUAAGAACCCAAAGAGGCGGAAAACCAUAGAAGUGUUAUCAGUGUAACUACUUUGCAGCUAGGAUAUCUUACCUUAUCUAUUUUUCAUAUGCUAAAAGCCUGACAGGGCUUAUGACAAAUAUUCCAGAUAGAGUGCUUGUGUAAAAUAGCCGAGUCCUUGUCUAAUUGACGUACAGUAUACGUAAACGUCAUCGACAUAUAGAGGUUGGUUUUGCAUCUAAGAUAGUUUUAGUAUGUAUAUAGCAAGGCAUACUUGUCUUAGUGUAAACGAAAAAUCUACCAAUUUUGUGUUGUUUAGAAUAACAUCUACAACAAUACGCACAUUGUGUAUACUGUUAUUAUGCAUGUACUUGGUACAUGUCGUCUGUUUUGUACACUUGUAUUCUUAAUAUUUGUACCUGAUAGCAAUUUAUAUUAUACUGACAUAUUUGAUAACUUGGUUUUGAUUCUA